UUUAUUUCCUUUAUAUAAUAAUAUUAAAAGCCCACAUCCUUUUACUUAUGAUGUACAAAGUUAAUUUAUAUAUUAUGUUAUAUAAUGGAUAUUUAGACAUUUGUUUAAGCCUAAAAAAGAAAUAUAUAUACUGUAUAUACUGUAUAUACACAAAUAUCCGGCCAGUCUUUUUUAUUUUAUGUAAUCCUAACAAACAUAAUUGAUAGAUUAUAGAGGCCUAAUGGUAUUUUGCUACUAUUUCCCUUAUCUCUUAUCAAAAAAAAAACACAACACAGAAUACAAAACGAAAUUGAGAAACCAAAGGUAAAGUAUAGGUAUAUACUGUAUUAUUAUAAGUUAUAUGUCUAUAAAUAGUUUCAAAUGCAGAUAGAUAUAGAGACAGAAAAUAUAAUAAUAUGUGUAAAGUUGUUAUUUCCUCACACUGAUUCUUUUGAUUAUACAGAACAGGAAAAGAAGUAAAACUUCAUUAUGAAAAAAUUUUCGAAACUUUACGAAUUCUUUACCGUUUCUAAAGGUAGGACUAAUUUGAAAAUGGAAAAUUUGGAACCUGAUGAAUCAGAGGUAGAGAUUCUUCCCAAUGCAAAUCAAACUGAUUGUCCCAUAUGCAUUAACUGUUACAUAAGAAGAAAUCCAAGAAUUUUACCUUGCGCUCAUACUUUUUGCUCCGUUUGCUUAGAACAAUAUGCCUUGUCAAAAAGAGUAGGAGUAGGAGAUACAUUGGCAUGUCCAACGUGUGAAACUCAUGUCAAAUGGCCUAGUAAAGGCAGUUUAGGAUUCCCGAAAAACAACUACUUUAUAGAAAGAGAUAGUGCAAUUGAAGGAGCAACAGCAGCAGUUAGCGUUAUAAUACCCAAAGAAGAUGAUCAUAUGUUUCAGCAAAUGUUUGAAAAUAACCUUCCUGAUAUUUCAAAUUGUUUAAAACAACUUGAAAAUCAUUUAAUACAUCUUGAACACGAAAAAUUUAAUCUACUAUCCAAAAUUGAUCUUUGUAGACUACUUGCUAUCGAUAAAAUGGAUAAAUGGGUGAGCUGUAUGAGAACUGAGGUUGAAGAUAGAUUUGCAGAAGACAAAAAACUUCUAAAGCAAAUUCAAUUCGAUCUCGAAAAUUUAAAUAGCGAUGAUACAAAAGAUACAUUAAACGUUCUCUUAAAUGAAAAAGAAGCUCUUCUAUCAAAGAAAUUAUCUUUAGUUAGUCAUAAUUUUUCUGUUGGUGAAUUAAAACUUAUCGAAAGAGAAAUUAUACUUGAAGAGUAUCAUACUGAAGAAAUUGAUUGUUACACAAUCACGGCUUGUUGCUUAGGACCAGAUAAUCAUUUGUACAUACUCAUUGACAAAUAUAGAAGUUGGUAUUAUUUAAAGAUGGAGAGAUAUUAUCAUUUUUCAAUUUCUCUUUUUUUAGCAAAGGAUAAUAAAUCAAAGGUGUUCGUUAUCGAAAGGUAUAGCGCAGAUGGAAAACUUAUUGAAGAAGACUGGUCCUGCCAUCUAGAGGGCGACUAUAGAGGUUUGGCUCUUGAUUGCGAAGGAAAUAUGUACUUGUGCGACAAAACUGCAAUAAGAUUAGGCAGAACAGCAAACUGCAUUGUAAAGAUUUUAAAAAAUGGAACACUAAAAUCAAGAAUUCUACAAUUACCCGACAACGAAGAAUUAUCAACAGUUGCUGUUGACUCGACGGGAAUUUAUGUUGGUAUUGAUAGCGGUAUUACGAAAAGAAGUAUUGAAGAACACACAAUAAGAAUUUUGAAAUAUGAUCUACAAGCUAAAACCUUGAUGUGGCAUUUUCAAGAUCAAUCAUUUGGAUUAGGAAAAAUGUUUUCCAUUGAUGAUUAUUUAAUACUUACAAGAAUUCACGAUGAAAAGAUAGAAGUAAUUCAUCGUGAUAGUGGAGAGAAAAUAAAAAAUUUGAACUUUAAUUUUAAAGAAUCAGGCGAUUCUCCCGCUUGGCCUAGUUCAAUAGCUCCUCUUCCAAUGAAUUGUUUUAUUUCAGCAGUUCAAAAACUUAAACAAUUAUUCGUAUUUGACAAAGACUUGAAUGUUUUACAGAAGAUAUCACUAGAAAAGCAAAAUAUACCUGUGAGCGUUAUAACAUGGUCAAAUUUAGAAGGAAACUUUCUUCUGUUGCAUUAUAAUUGUAAAUUAGAUAGAAAGCGUUAUUUGUCAUUCAGAAAAAUUCUCUAUAAGUAAACUCUAUUAUUUAUACUUUAUUACUAAUUACUUAUUGAAAUAUUAUGGUUUAUCCUUUCAUGUUAUAAUGAAUAUUCAGAGAUUUUUG
Messenger RNA from Dimorphilus gyrociliatus, 2269 nucleotides. The record is from the annotation of a GenBank genome assembly. Lineage: Eukaryota; Metazoa; Annelida; Polychaeta; Dinophilidae.